This is a messenger RNA of Exophiala bonariae, 675 nucleotides long. RefSeq lists its product as uncharacterized. The transcript is spliced from 2 exons. Bases 1 to 675 code for a protein of 224 amino acids. NCBI's taxonomy places the organism in Eukaryota, Fungi, Ascomycota, Eurotiomycetes, Chaetothyriales, Herpotrichiellaceae. The record is from RefSeq and is a predicted model, not a curated record. Gene Ontology annotation, cellular component: dynactin complex.
AUGCCUCCCAAGGCCUCUGUCCGCGGAGAAUAUAUCGAAACAGAAACAGGAAACAAGAUCAGUCGUCGUGCUGCCAUUCUCGGUCCCAAGCAUAUCAUUCUCGCAGGUAAAUGUGUGAUUCAGCAAGAUGUAGUCAUCCAUGGUGACCUCGUCCGACCUCCCCAAGCGAAAGCUCCAGCGCAAUCCGCCGAUCAGAAGGAUCAAAAACCUGCCAACCAAGAGCAUACCUCCAUCCACCUUGGCCGAUAUGUCUUCAUCAGUCCUGGGGCUACCCUUCAUCCACCAUGUCGAGUAGCCACAACAGUCGAUCCCAACGAUGGAGAGACAAGACAGGUCAUGACCUACUUUGUGCUAAGGAUUUCUGACUAUGUCUACAUUGGCCCCAAUACACACGUGAGAGCCGCCGAGAUCAAGAGCAAUGUCUAUAUUGGGGCAAACUGCACAAUUGGAAAUAUGGUCAUGAUCAAGGACAAUGUUAAAAUCCUGGAUGGCACAGUCUUACCCGCCAAUACAAUAUGGGCAGGUGGCAGCAUUAUUGCAGGCCGUCCUGGAAGGGUCAUUGGAGAAGUGGGUGAGGCGUGGGCCAGCACUGGGACGAGUGGUUCAACUGUUGAUGAAGGGGUCGGAGUGAGAAGCAGAGAGCGGUGGGCCGCAGUAGGAAACAAUAAGAGAUGA